Haemorhous mexicanus (house finch) is the source of this 1721-nucleotide messenger RNA. RefSeq names its product forkhead box protein J1-like. NCBI's taxonomy places the organism in Eukaryota, Metazoa, Chordata, Aves, Passeriformes, Fringillidae. The coding region runs from base 8 to 1249 and encodes 413 amino acids. The transcript has 3 exons. The record is from RefSeq and is a predicted model, not a curated record. Gene Ontology annotation, molecular function: sequence-specific DNA binding; DNA-binding transcription factor activity. Gene Ontology annotation, biological process: regulation of DNA-templated transcription.
GUGAGCCAUGGUGUGCUCCAGCCCUGCUCUCAGAGCCCAGGGCUCGGGCCAGGAGGAGCAGCACGGCGGCCAGCCUGACCUGCUGUGGCUGGCCAACCUCACGGGCGCCCACCUCGGCUUGGCGCCCAUCUCCCAGGACCCCGAGGAUCGCUGCAGCAUCUGGGAGAACCUGGUGAGCCUGGUGGACUUCCAGUGCCCGGGCUUCCCCCUGACCUCCGAGGAGCUCUGCCCCUACCUCGACAUCCCCCGCUCGCCCGCGUCCUCCCCGGCCGCCGUGAGCCUGCCCCGGGCUGGGACCCCUCCCGGGCCCCCCGUGCCCCCGGGGGACGUCGACUACAGGACCAACGCGCGCGUCAAGCCGCCCUACUCCUACGCCACCCUGAUCUGCAUGGCCAUGGAAGCCAGCCAGCAGCCCAAGCUCACCCUGGCUGCCAUCUGCAAGUGGAUCAGCGACAACUUCUGCUACUUCCGCCGUGCCCACCCCAGCUGGCAGAGCUCCAUCAGGCACAACCUGUGCAUCAACAAGCGCUUCGUCAAGGUGCCCCGCGAGAAGGGGGAGCCGGGCAGAGGAGCCUUCUGGAAGCUUCACCCCCAGUACGCCGAGUGGCUCAAGAGCAGCACCCUCAGAGGGCACAGGGCCCUUCCCGAGCCUGUCCCAGCCUCCAGGAGAGCCCAGCAGGGACCACGGCAUGUCCCCAGCCCCGCUGUCACCGCCACCGCCCGGGGCAGCCUCGAGGUGGGCGAGGAGCUGCAGCGGCUGCUGCGGGAGUUCGAGGAGUUUGAGAGCAGCCACAGGUGGAGCCCCGUGGAGCCCCAAGGGGGCCAGCAGAGCCAGCAGCCCUGGCCCGAGGUGUCCUGGCCACCCAGCUGUGCCCCGGGGGGCCAGGAGGGGCCUGGUGAGCUGAUGGAGCUGAAGGGCAGCACAGAGUGGGAAGCGCUGCUCGACGCCCCCGCGGAGCAGGGGGAUUUCUCUGCUCUGGGGCAGCUCCCCCAUCCCAGCCAGCCCGGAGCCUUGCCCCCACACCCCACCAGGCCACGGGGCUGGCCCCAAGUCCUCCCCGAGCCCAGCCCCACUAAACCAGGCCUGGAUGAAACCCUGAUGGCCACGGCGUUCCUGGAGGCCGCGUGGCACGAGGAGAUGAGAGCGAACGUGCCCAGCGGCGUCCCCGGGGAGCCGAGCCCUGGGCACGGCCAGGCCAGCAGCGAGGGCAUGGACUGGGACUCGCUGGCCCAUCUGAGGCUCUAUUAGACAUGGGAGACUAGACCAGACUGGACUAGACUAGACUGGAUUAGAUUAGAUUUUAGAUUAGACUAGAUUUUAGAUUAGACUAGACUAGAUUAGAUUAGAUUAGACUAGAUUAGAUUAGAUUACAUUAGAUUAGACUAGAUUAGAUCUUAGAUUAGACUAGACUAGAUUAGAUUUUAGAUUAGACUAGAUGAGAUUAGGAUUAGAUUAGACUAGAUUCAAUUCAAUUCAAUUCAAUUCAAUUCAAUUCAAUUCAAUUCAAUUCAAUUCAAUUCAAUUCAAUUCACUUCAGUUGAUUUAGGAGGGGCUCUGGGGGCGGGUGUAGCUGCUUUUAUAGACGAGGUUUCUUUUUGCUGCUUUCUGUUCUGCUUCUGGCUCGGGGAAUGACACUGAAGAUACUCGGGAACUUUAAAUUGUUUUAAAUUUUAUUGGCAGUUUUUAAGAGAUAGAAUAAAGAAAGCAAAGCAGAGGAGAA